This is a messenger RNA of Fusarium verticillioides 7600, 1308 nucleotides long. RefSeq lists its product as hypothetical. The record is from RefSeq and is a predicted model, not a curated record. Bases 1 to 1308 code for a protein of 435 amino acids. Lineage: Eukaryota; Fungi; Ascomycota; Sordariomycetes; Hypocreales; Nectriaceae. The transcript is spliced from 2 exons.
AUGGGUUUUUUCGAUAGCAUCACAAACACAUUCAACCGAAUUGCGGAGGUCGCAGCUUCCACAGUCCAGCAAAUCACAGACACUGCCGAGCAAAUACGACGCAAGUUCGAAGAAGAGACUCGAAAGGCCGCCGAGGCGGCAGCUCAAGGAGUUCUGAAAGAGAUCAGUGGCACAGCAGAGGCCAUGUGCCGUGAGCUCGAAGGACUGAUCCCCAGCUUCGACGACAAGUUGGAGGAAGUCAAGGCUGAAAUAACAGAACUUGCUUCCUCUGCUGCAAACGAUGGUGUUGACAUCACAGAAGCAGUCAAUGCGGCCAUCGAGAUCGCAGUCCAAAAGGUCGAGGCUGCUAAGACAGCGGCUAUUAAGGCCGUCAGUGACUUCAUUGUUCAGGCUCAGCAGAAGUUGUUCAGCCUCCUACGGUCCAUCAUCCCGUCGUUCCUUAGCUCUUGGACGCAAUGGCUUGAGGAGAGAGCAAACUUUCUCACAACGAACCUGGUUAAUAUAGGUGCAAAGCUGGUGGAUAAUGGUAUAUCCUUCGUGUUACAAAAGAUCAAACUAAUGGUUCAGACACUAGUAAAGAAGGUAGGAGAGGUCCUUGGACCUAUUUGGGGCUUUAUAAAACGAAUAUGGAAGCUAUUGUUUGGGGACCCACCGGAGCAGUGUGAGCUUGCCAUGCAGUGGAUGGAGGAGAGAAUGCGGCGAACACAAAGGCAAAUGAUCUACAAACGAUCGGUUGCCCCCAUUACCGCGGUGAUCAGACAGAAUAAGUUCUUCGAGCUUCUUCCCCAAGAUGAGAACUCGUGGAAGAAAACUCUGCUUGACUACUUAACAAGAAGCGGCAGUCCACCAGGAUGGCGGGCGUGCUGUGACCGUAUCAAACCGGUCAUACAAUCGACGAAUCCAAAGCCUGGCUCCAUGGUUCAAUUGACCUGGGACGACCACUUCACGGACGAACUAAAAGGUCAGCAGCGAACCCAGAUCAGUGUUAUAUACUUCAGGUGGAAGACAGAAGAAUUUCGUAAGGUUUCUUCAGGCUUCAUUGGUAUCCUUGCUAUGGUUAGUGCAGUGGAUGUGUCUGCGCGGCCAUACGAGCCUCCGCCUGUUACUAAAGCUCAGCGUCAAGAGCCACUUCAGAUCGAUGCCGUUGCGAUGAAGAAGAUAUAUGACGAGCUUGCACCGCACAUGAGGCUUCUAUCGUCAAACACAGAACAAGAUUCGAGCAAGUUUACUGGGCCCAAGAAGGUUGUGUCACGACAGCUUAAAUUCAGGGACGAUGAUGGGGUUUGGAGAACUGCUGAUAUAAGUUGA